AUGGCGCUGCCGCACUCUCCUCUCUUGGAGCCUCAUUCCCUCUCACCUCUCUCCUCCAAGUUCCGCCACGUCAUCCCCCUCAACAACUGCCUCCGUACUUCCUUCUUCGCCGGGAAAGCCUUCCGCCUGCCGGAAACCUCACGGAUUUCGAGCCGGAGACGCCGGCGAGCGCAGGCGGCGGCUUCUCUGGGAGGUCUUUUCGGCGGGAUUUUCAAAGGGACUGACACUGGCGAGUCCACAAGGCAGCAGUACGCUCAGACUGUGGCUCUCAUCAAUGGCUUGGAAUCUCAGAUUUCCAAGCUUUCCGAUUCCGAGCUCAGGGAGAAGACGCUUCAGUUUCAGCAGCGCGCUAAGCAGGGCGAGUCCUUGGACUCUCUUUUACCCGAAGCAUUUGCCGUCAUAAGAGAGGCUUCGAGGAGGGUUUUAGGCCUUCGUCCUUUUGAUGUACAACUCAUAGGUGGCAUGGUUCUUCACAAGGGGGAAAUAGCUGAGAUGAGGACCGGAGAAGGAAAGACCCUUGUUGCUAUCUUACCCGCUUAUUUGAAUGCCUUGACUGGAAAGGGAGUUCAUGUUGUCACUGUCAAUGAUUAUCUAGCCCGACGUGAUUGUGAGUGGGUUGGUCAAGUUCCUCGUUUCCUUGGAUUGAAGGUUGGCCUGAUCCAACAGAAUAUGACAAGCGAACAAAGAAGGGAGAAUUACUUAUCUGACAUCACAUAUGUUACAAACAGUGAGCUUGGUUUUGACUACCUGAGAGAUAAUCUGAGUGUUGAGGAGCUUGUCUUGAGGAAUUUCAAUUACUGUGUCAUUGAUGAGGUUGAUUCCAUCCUUAUUGAUGAAGCAAGAACACCCCUCAUUAUAUCAGGACCUGCAGAAAAACCCAGCGAUAGGUACUAUAAAGCUGCAAAGAUGGCUUCAGUGUUUGAGCGAGAUAUACAUUAUACUGUAGAUGAAAAGCAGAAAACAGUUCUGCUUUCAGAACAAGGAUAUGAAGAUGCUGAAGAGAUUCUAGGUGUCAAAGAUUUAUAUGAUCCACGUGAACAGUGGGCAUCUUAUGUUCUGAAUGCAGUGAAAGCAAAAGAACUGUUUCUCAGAGAUGUAAAUUAUAUUAUUCGUGGCAAAGAGGUUCUCAUUGUUGAUGAAUUUACUGGACGAGUUAUGCAGGGGAGGCGGUGGAGUGAUGGCCUUCACCAAGCAGUUGAAGCAAAAGAGGGUCUUCCAAUUCAAAAUGAAACUGUAACUCUGGCAUCUAUUAGCUACCAAAACUUCUUUCUCCAGUUUCCAAAACUUUGUGGAAUGACUGGGACUGCAGCAACAGAAAGCACAGAAUUUGAAAGCAUAUACAAGCUUAAAGUUACAAUUGUCCCCACAAACAAGCCUAUGAUAAGAAAGGAUGAGUCUGAUGUAGUUUUCAGGGCAACUACAGGAAAAUGGCGGGCAGUUGUAGUGGAGAUAUCUAGAAUGCACAAAACAGGUCGCCCUGUACUUGUUGGAACAACUAGUGUUGAGCAGAGUGACUCAUUGUCUGAGCAGUUGCAAGAAGUUGGGAUUCCCCAUGAGGUUCUCAACGCAAAACCAGAGAAUGUGGAGAGGGAAGCAGAAAUUGUGGCACAAAGCGGUCGUCUAGGAGCAGUUACCAUUGCAACCAAUAUGGCAGGUCGAGGAACAGACAUAAUUCUUGGUGGGAAUGCAGAAUUUAUGGCAAGGUUGAAGCUACGUGAGAUGCUAAUGCCUAGAGUUGUAAAACUAACUGAAGGAGGUUAUGUUUCAGUGAAAAAACUUCCACCGAAAAAGUCUUGGAAGGUUAAUGAAAAGCUAUUUCCAUGCAAAUUGUCCAGUGAAAAGACCAAGUUAGCUGAGGAAGCUGUCAAUUUAGCUGUUGAAACUUGGGGUCAGAGAUCAUUGACAGAGCUUGAAGCAGAGGAGCGUCUUUCUUAUUCUUGCGAAAAGGGACCUGCUUUGGAUGAUGUGAUAGCUAAACUGCGGAGUGCUUUUCUAGAAAUCAUGAAAGAAUAUAAGGGCUACACAGAGGAAGAAAGGAAGAAGGUUGUGUCAGCUGGUGGGCUUCAUGUUGUUGGGACAGAACGCCAUGAAUCUCGCCGAGUUGAUAAUCAGUUGCGUGGUCGAACUGGACGGCAGGGGGAUCCUGGCAGUUCACGCUUCUUCUUAAGUCUUGAAGAUAACAUCUUUCGUAUAUUUGGUGGAGAUCGCAUUCAGGGUUUAAUGAGAGCUUUUAGAGUUGAGGACUUGCCAAUCGAGUCCAAGAUGCUGACCAAAGCACUAGAUGAAGCUCAGCGGAAAGUGGAAAAUUAUUUUUUCGAUAUUCGAAAGCAACUAUUUGAGUUUGAUGAAGUCCUAAACAGCCAAAGAGACCGUGUGUAUACGGAAAGAAGGAGAGCCCUUGAAUCUGACAAUCUGCAAUCACUUAUAAUUGAAUAUGCGGAACUAACUAUGGAUGAUAUCUUAGAGGCAAAUAUUGGUUCAGAUGCUCCGAAAGAAAGCUGGGAUCUUGACAAGCUCAUCAAGAAACUUCAACAAUAUUGCUAUCUAUUGAAUGAUCUGACGCCGGAUGUGCUGAGUAGUGAAUGUUCAAGUUACGAAGAUUUGCAGGACUACCUCCGUCUUCGAGGUCGUGAAGCAUAUUUGCAGAAAAGGACUAUCAUCGAGAGCCAGGCACCGGGCUUGAUGAAGGACGCUGAACGGUUCUUAGUUUUGAACAAUAUCGACCGUUUGUGGAAGGAGCACUUACAAGCACUCAAGUUCGUCCAGCAAGCUGUAGGUUUGCGUGGCUACGCACAACGGGAUCCACUUAUUGAAUAUAAGCUUGAAGGCUACAAUCUUUUCUUAGACAUGAUGGCACAGAUAAGAAGAAAUGUUAUAUAUUCCAUAUACCAGUUUCAACCUGUCAUGGUGAAGAAGGAUGGGGACAAAAGAGAGAAUAAGAAAUCAGAAAAAGUCGUCACUAAUGGUAGUGGUAAUGGCAACCCAACUUCAGUUGGCAGUGUCGAGUCUUCUUCAGCAGCUGCCACUCCCCAGUCUAGUGCAUAAAACCUACAGGAUAAUUCCGGCAGAAGUUCAAGACGAAGAGGCUUGAAAUAGAAGCUUCAUUCAGUACUCCUCAUUGGUUAACAGGUUACAAAUGAUAUCAAAGCCUUCAGUGGAUUUGGAGUUUGGGAGUAAUGGACUAUAUGACUUUCAAAUGAUAUAACAGGUUACAUUGCCGUUUGCAGUAUGUAAGAAGUUGACUAUAAACCGAUACUCGUACUUGUACAUAAGAUUGUUGGUUUGUCUCUCAACCG
Fragaria vesca subsp. vesca is the source of this 3296-nucleotide messenger RNA. Its product is annotated as protein translocase subunit SECA1, chloroplastic-like. The record is from RefSeq and is a predicted model, not a curated record. NCBI's taxonomy places the organism in Eukaryota, Viridiplantae, Streptophyta, Magnoliopsida, Rosales, Rosaceae. Gene Ontology annotation, molecular function: ATP binding; ABC-type protein transporter activity. The transcript has 21 exons. Gene Ontology annotation, cellular component: membrane. Bases 1 to 3045 code for a protein of 1014 amino acids. Gene Ontology annotation, biological process: protein targeting; protein import.